Notothenia coriiceps (black rockcod) is the source of this 5449-nucleotide messenger RNA. Its product is annotated as RUNX family transcription factor 2. NCBI's taxonomy places the organism in Eukaryota, Metazoa, Chordata, Actinopteri, Perciformes, Nototheniidae. The record is from RefSeq and is a predicted model, not a curated record. The transcript has 7 exons. Gene Ontology annotation, biological process: regulation of transcription by RNA polymerase II; hemopoiesis; ossification. Gene Ontology annotation, molecular function: RNA polymerase II cis-regulatory region sequence-specific DNA binding; ATP binding; DNA-binding transcription factor activity, RNA polymerase II-specific. The coding region runs from base 1277 to 2665 and encodes 462 amino acids. Gene Ontology annotation, cellular component: nucleus.
UUUCACAUGGGGAGACAGGUGGCCACGAUUUAUGGCCUGUUACAGGAAUCGCCCACGUCUGCCGCUUCUAUGAGAGCCAAUUAAAGGUCAGUGCGGACUUGCAUACAUACACACAGUUAUUACAGUAGUGACACUGUAGUUACAUGAAGUUAGUGACAGCAAUAUGAAAGUUUGAAACAGGAGGAAAACGCAUCAAAAAAGUGACAGCUCUCACACAGUUCUCUGUAAAUAAGCACACCACCCCCGCGCUCACCUCACACACACUCACCCAGCCUCUCUGUCUCUAUUUUUCCCCAUUCUCUCUGCUGCACAUGUAUACACAGUCACACACCCAGUCUCACACCGCGAGCGAGCCAGCUAUUCGCUCCUCACUCAAACCCUCAAGUCUUACCAAGCUCAGCUCUCCCUGCUCAGAGGCAGACAGGAGCAACACAGCAGCCUGUUAAAGGAGUUGAAGAGAAGGAGCAGUGGAGUCAGGGAGAGAGACAUAGAGAAGAAAGAGGGAGAGGGGGAUGAAAGAGUGAAGGGAGAGCCAAGCAGAGAGAGCACUGUUCUCCAUAUGCUGAGGACUUAUGGGCGGUUGAACAAGCUGCCCCCACUGAAGCCUCCUGACUCAUGGGAGCGUCAGCCCCCGAUCCCCCAGAGAACCCGCAAACGCUGCCGAACCACGCGUAACAGAGAAGGAGGGGAGAAAAAAAGUCAGUGGAGAGGGAAGAAAGCCACAACGGUAGGCUGUCCCACUCAACUGCCGUGCCGUGAUGACGUCAGAGGACAUGUGACCCGGGCUCUCCAGUGACGGCACAUGGAGGGCAGGAAAGAGACGAGUUUUAAAGCUGGUGCCUUUUGGGUUGUGUGAGGGCUCUUUCUCGCUUCCCAAACAACCACAGAACCACAGACGUGCGGCUCGGGGUUGGUGUUUGAGGGCGACCCGGAGUGUAAAUGGUUAAUCGUCGCGGGCCAGCACCAGUCACAAGGACGGCGCUAAGCGAGUAAGUACGUUCCAACCACACUCGCCAAGCAAGCAAGUCCGACACCAUCUGAUCUAUCCGCAAAGACGAUAUUUGCCUCUGCAAUUUUUUUUUUUUGCUCUAUAAAACCAGAACCUGGUUGUUACUUGUGGUCAUCUAAAUAGUUGAUACGUAAAAGCAUGUCUUGUGGAUGAUUUUUCCAUUUUUUUUUCUUCAUGACACGCUGCGUGCUCUUGGUUUAGGACGUGUCAAGGGUCACGGAAACCACAGAGGAACAAAAGUGGGGCUUGCUGCGACCAGAAGCAGCUAUGGCAUCUAACAGCCUCUUCAGCACAGUGACACCAUGUCAACAAAACUUCUUCUGGGAUCCCAGCGCCAGUCGGAGGUUUAGUCCGCCUUCAAAUAGCCUCCAGCCGGUCCCAGGGAAGAUGAACGAUGUGAGCUCUCCAGCGGGGCAGACGGACUCAGCUGCGGUGCCGAGACUGCGCCCCCACGAGAACCGCAGCAUGGCCGAGAUCAUCGCAGACCACCCGGCCGAGCUGGUUCGGACCGACAGCCCCAACUUUCUGUGCUCCGUCCUGCCGUCCCACUGGCGGUGCAACAAGACGCUGCCUGUCGCCUUCAAGGUGGUUGCCCUGGGAGACGUAACCGAUGGGACUGUUGUGACCGUCAUGGCGGGCAACGACGAGAACUACUCCGCCGAGCUGCGGAAUGCCUCUGGUGUGAUGAAGAACCAAGUAGCGCGCUUCAACGACCUUCGCUUCGUUGGCCGCAGCGGCAGAGGCAAGAGCUUCACGCUGACAAUCACGGUAUUCACCAACCCGCCACAAGUGGCCACUUACCACCGAGCCAUAAAGGUCACCGUGGACGGACCACGUGAGCCCAGGAGACAUCGUCAGAAACUCGAGGACCCUCCAAAGACUGGGCUCUUCUCAGACCGCCUCAGUGAGCUCGAGAGGAUGAGGGUGAGGGUGGCCAUUCCCAAUCAAGGCCCCCGGCAAAGUCUCAACACAGGGCACAACUCCUUCAACCCGCAGGGACAGACGCAGAUAACAGACCCUCGUCAGUCCCAGUCCUCUCCUCCCUGGUCGUAUGAACAGACGUACCCGUCCUACCUGAGUCCCAUGGCGUCCCCCUCCGUCCACUCCACCACCCCCCUCUCCUCCAGCCGAGGCACGGGCCUGCCUGCCAUCAGUGACGUGCCUAGACGAUUGCCAGGUUCUUCUGACUUGAGCCCGUUCCCGGGUCAGUUUGAGCGCCAGUUCCCGAGCCUCUCCUCCAUCACAGAUAGUCGUUACACGGGCCCUAGGAUGCACUACCCGACCGGCUUCACCUACACCCCGCCCGUCACCUCCGCCAUGUCGCUGGGCAGCGCGCACUACCAUACCUACCUUCCCCCCCCAUACCCAGGCUCCACCCAGAGCCAGAGCGGCCCCUUCCAGACCAGCAGCACGCCCUAUCUCUACUACGGUGCGUCCUCCGGCUCCUACCAGUUCUCCAUGGUUCCCGGCGGGGAUCGUUCGCCCUCCAGGAUGAUCCCGCCUUGCACUAGCGCCUCCACGGGCACCUCCCUGGUGAACCCCAACUUGCCCAGCCAGACGGAGGGAGGCGUGGACGGCGACGGGAGCCACAGUAACUCCCCGACUGUCCUCAACCCCGGGGGCCGCAUGGAUGAAGCCGUCUGGAGGCCGUAUUGAAGAAAACCAAAGGGGGACGGAGAGGGGAAGUCAAAUGAUGUCAUGGUUUGAAAGCACAAAACCUUUAUUUUUUAAUUAAAAAGGGGAUUUUUGAGCUCUCAUCAGCUAUCUCUUCCUGGUACUUGGAAAUGAAGGUUGAGAUAAAAAAAGAAAAAAAGCCAGACUUGUAUGGACUCGUCUUCCUGGAAUGUGUUUUGACCAAGGCACUACAAAGGGAGUCAUUCUCACAGCAAUAAUGAGACAAGACAAUUGUGGUAUACUAGGCCCAAGUGGAUGAGACAUUCUUUAGAUUUCAUUAUAAUCCACAAGCUAAGGGAUGCUUCAACAAUAUUUGUAUAAGACUGCCUCUUUUGUAUUGUGUUUGUAUUUCAAUAAGGCUUUUUGCAGAGCAUGUUUUUGUACUACGACAAUAUCAAGAUGCAAGUAAGGCACUGAGUAGCAAGUGAUGAGAGUAACACAUAUGUUACCUCAAGUGGUAUGGACAGUAAAUUUGCUUUAAACCAUUUAAUUUAACUUGUAUAUUGUGGGUGAAACUUGGAUGUAGAUUGAGGCGUUUUCUUAGUUUUAACUUAUAAAGCCAUAAAUUAUGUAUUGUAUUUGAAACUUGAGUCAAAGAAGUGUAAUCUGAAUAUUUUUGAUGCAUCUAUAUGACUAAGUUAAAAUUAUGUUAUUUUCUUUUCUUUUUGAUAAGUAAUUUAAAUAAGUGAGAGCUUUUAAUUUCUUUUGUAGUACCCAAAGAUUUGAAUCGUUUCGAAUAUGAAAUGUAAUUUCCAAAGAGUAUUGCAACAUGUUUUCUCCUGGUGUAACUUUCAGUUUAACUGCUCCACACGUUAAGAGCCCGACAUACUCGCUAGGCGUUGACACACAUUUGGCUCGGAAUGAAACCUUUGGUAUUUAUUGAGCAAUAACUCGUAUUGUGCCUCUUGGCAACAAACCAUGAUAGAGAGCUUCAAUGGGGGAACAAAUAAUUAUCCUUUAGGGGGAAUUCGUUCUGAUUUCUUUCGUUGGUCUAGUCUGACAUGCACACAGAUACAUAUGAAUCUUCUUGUCCAAAUAAGAAAUGGUACAUUUAUACAAACUCUAUAAUGGUGCCACGCCUAAUGGUGCACUCAGCGGGUCAGACUUUAAGGUUUGCUUCUUUUACGAUACAUGAACUCCUCAGGACUGGAAUUAUCCAUUGAUCUCAAAUCAAUACAGAUUUUGUAGAUCUGCAUAUCUUUUUUUUCAUAUCCAAUGUGGCUGAAUCAUCUGUCAAGAUUAUCAGAAAAAACAUGCCAAGUCUAUUGUAGCGUUCAUAUCAUGUGCAGAAGAUAGCUUUGAAAAAGUUUGUCUUAGUGUGUGACACACACGGGUACUUUGUUUGUUUGAAUUGAUCUCUUUCAGUCUCUGAGACUGGAAGAGAAAUAUCACCGUUAAAGACAAAGAGACUGUGACAUUCCUUCAGACAUUUAUUUAUUUUCCUUAUUUUUGUUGCUUUUGUUGACAUGGUUUACCUAACCGAUUUCUCCUCACUUAUCCGAGUCACAAUCUAAAAUCAUUCUGUGGCAACAGUUUGAGGCAGAGGUCUGAUAUUUUCCCAUUUAAAAUGAAUAUGUGAGAUUUUUAAAUAAGUGUUGGGGUUAAAAGAAAAAAAAGCGCAGAAACCGAAAUGAUUGGAUGCAGCUGCUGGCAGCAAACUAGUAACCAAAAAAUAUGGGAGACUUGUGUAUGUUUGUUUCAUAAAGCACUUAUUUCUUGUUUUAUUUUCUAGCAGCACUUGCGGCAGGCUGCCAGCAGGGCUCGUGGUUUUGGUCCUCAGUGCAGAUAUAACACCAGUGGAGUCAAACAUACACACACACAUAUGCACACUCAAAAUGGAUAACACUUGGCCAAACAAGCCAUUUACAUUGGAGUUGAAUCUGAUCUCACUAGGCAGUUGGUAUUUGUUUGAAAAAAAGCGUUUUUCUUGCUUUCAUACAAUAUGAUAUUCAGUGCAUGAAGGUAAUAUAAUAACCCAAUUUGAAAAAGCUGAGAAAAACAUGGCCCUGUCCAAGGAUCAGACUUCAAGCUUUUCAUUGAAGGUUUGCACGCAGCGCCUGUUUUCCAGUCUCUGCAGAGGAUGUUCUGAACUCACUUAAUGGAAUUGAACAUGUCAAACUACAUUUCCCCAACUGCUCCAGCCCAAACGAAAAAUCAUUUUGCUGUUACAGUGUAACACGAGAAAGCAAAUAAAACAUUUUAGAUUGUUGUGAUUUUAAAGCUUUUUUCCAAUACAAAUUUGGUUAAUGUCUCCAUAGUAACUAUGCACAUAUGUUGGACCUUUUUUUAAUCAUCUUUUUUCUUUCCAAACUUUAGGCAGGAAAUGGUCUUUUAAAAACUGUUUACACAUCAAUGCAGCACUGACAUCCCAGUUUGUUCUUAUCUGCUUUUGUUAGUGUUGUGUUCUUUUUCAUCAGAACACAAGAGGUUUGUCAUUUUUCUUUCCUUUGGUUAAAUGUUGUAUAAAAACUGUCAUCAAAAACCUUGUAUUAUUUAAUGAUCCACAUGUAUGAUAUCCAGGAACCAUACCUUACCCUGCUCUUAUGUUACGUUUACUUGUUAUGUAUAUUGUUAUGCUUCUUCUCUCAUGAACACUUGUCAGGAAACUAAAGCUAAUGGAGACCCCAUUAGAUUUUGCUGGUACGUUUCACAAACAUCAAGUACGUUUUUUUUUUUAAAGGGACACACAGACCUGACAACAUUGAGUGAAAUUGGCAUUGUGAUUGUACAUGUUGUUGGUUUUAAGAAUAAAAUAGGAAUUUUGUA